AUGAGUAUACUCUACUCACACGCAGGAGGUGUGAAGAUGUUCUCAUUAAGAGUCACAAGCAAGCAGAAAAGCGUGGUGAUGUGGGGCGGUUUGGCUAAUUUGUUGCUCAAAGAUUGGCCGCAGUUUGUUAUCCAGAUCCUAUACAAAACAUAUUCGCCAACAUACACACUCAUACCGCUUUUAACACUAGCGUCUUCUUCUCUAAUGCUGCUUGUAAAUCUGGCAACACGCAUAUUAUACGCGCACGAGCUCUACAAAGCACGGCGUGAAGUAAGAGAAGAGAACCCAGGUGGUGUUACGGAUACUGAUAUAGCAAACGAGGAACGAAUCAUAAGAGGCCCACCUUCCCGGGAAACGGAGGUUAAUUUUCCAAGUCCAGCAGCCAAUCCUCUCGCACCAUCCUUUCCCAUUAGGAACAAUCUAAACCGACAAUCUUCUCUGCCUCUUCUUCCCGCUCGUCCAUCUUUGCUUGCAUCUUCCGAUAACUCUUCCUUCGUAUUAACAAUCACACCAACGUCUUCACCCACGUCCACACCUGUACCCACUACGCCCAUAACUGUAGCUCAUCCCCCAAACCGACCUGUGCGCGGAAGUUACCUCGCGUCUUCUGCCCUUGGUGGUGUAUCCUAUAAAGAUGUGAUGAGCGAUGUAAGUGAUGAUAAAAGUAAGGAUGAGAGCGACUAUAAAAGCAGGGAUGAGAGCAAUGAUAAAAGUGAGGAUGAGAGCGGCGAGGAUGAAAUUGAGCAGAUAGCCAGGAGUAGCGAUAAGGGUAAAGGUGUGUUCAAAGAAGAGGAUAGAAAGGAAAGUAUGGAUGACGAUGAUCCAGUAUCUAUCACCGUCCCUGGAUUUACGUGGCGACGUGGUAUGGCUUCAAUAGCAAAUGUAGAUACUGACGAUGGCUGA
Messenger RNA from Paraglomus brasilianum, 903 nucleotides. The record is from the annotation of a GenBank genome assembly. Lineage: Eukaryota; Fungi; Glomeromycota; Glomeromycetes; Paraglomerales; Paraglomeraceae.